AUGCCGCCGAAGCGCCCUACCAAGCCUCCUGGCGGCAAGAGUGCGCGCAAGCCUGCGGCCAACCGCACCAAGAUGCGCUCACUCUCCCUUCAAGAAAUGUACAUGCGAUCGUGUGCGGAGAUGGGGCUGCGGCCCAAUAGUGCCUUUACAAGCGUCCUGCCUGACAGAUGCGGCGUCGAUUACGCCGAGGAAACGGUUGACCUUAGCCGAAAUUAUGUAGGGGACAAGGGCAUUGCGCCUAUCCUUGCCACUAUCGAGAAAAUGCCCAAUGUGCGCGCCCUCAUCCUCUCCGAGAACGGCUUGCGCAAUCGUGGAGUAGAGCUGCUGUGCGCCAGUGCGGCCAACAUGCCGAACCUCGAGUUCAUCGAGCUCUCUGACAACUUUAUCAGCGAGGGGGCGGCUGUAGCCCUCUUCCGACUUAUCGAGCACCACUGCCAACUUCAAGUGGUCGUUUUCGAAAACACUAAAAUACCGGUGCAUUGGAGAGUCAAGCUGCUUGACAUGCUCGCCUCAAAGCGCAGCACGAGGCAGGAGCAAGUCCGUGCUUCCAUCCUAGUGAGCUGA
Molecule: messenger RNA, 564 nt
Organism: Leishmania mexicana MHOM/GT/2001/U1103
Lineage: Eukaryota; Euglenozoa; Kinetoplastea; Trypanosomatida; Trypanosomatidae
Exons: 1
Coding region: 1-564 (187 amino acids)
Biological process (GO): activation of GTPase activity; nucleocytoplasmic transport
Cellular component (GO): cytosol; perinuclear region of cytoplasm; nucleus
Molecular function (GO): GTPase activator activity; small GTPase binding
Source: RefSeq, a predicted model, not a curated record